CGUAAUAGAAACAAACAGUGUACAGGCGCAGUAACGGAGGUACAACCAAAAGCAUCCAGUGAGUAAAGGGAUGCUGCAGGAGGGAAGAAGAGCGUUCAUGCUGGACCGCAGCCGACCUUAAUCCGCCUACAUCCUCUCUCUACCCUUUGCAUCCUUUUGUUGGUUGUUUUUGUCGUUGCCCUGCAUCAUGUUCCCGUCGUGCUGCUCCAAGGAGCCUACGGAGAGCGGCGUGAAGAGGAGGUCCGUGGCCAGGCUCCUCUUGGGAGUGUUCACGGUGUACCUGGCCCACACCGCAUGGCUGCUGUACAGCUUCCUCAACACCAAACCCUGCGAUGAGGGUCCAGGCGAAAUCUGCGUUAGCUCCUACCUGUCGGCCAGACCCAGAUUGCAGCUGAGUGUUUACACCUGCCUUGUUCCAGACAACAGUCAGCUCAACUUGGCUUUUAGAAUUGAUCCAUUUGAUCCUCACUCUGCAUUUGAGAGGCAGGUCAAUGUUGUAAUACCAGAAGAAACUCGAGCCAAUGGCAGCUUAUAUGCGGUGGUGUACAUCCACAAAGCCAACGUUUCACCUCUAGACGACAGCCGAGAGGUCCACCAUGCAGCUCUGCUUACCACCUACAUCAGCCCUGCCAAUACAAGCUCCAACUCAAAGCAUCCUAUAUCCCACUGGAGACCCCGCCUGUCAAUCACCAUGAUGUCAGAAGACUUCACCUUCAACAAGGCAGGACUACCCAGUGACGUGCGACGCUACAUUAGAAUCUCCCAAGAAGGCAGACGCAUCACCUACCUUCCUUUGCUGCUGAUCGACGAACUCAGCUUCAGAGUCAGGGAUCUAAUGGAGAUCAACAGAAGCACAGCUAAUCUUCCCCUCACUAUCUCCUACGAGGGGAUUUCUCUGAGGACGUUCAGAUUUUGGGUCCAUCUGCAUGAUGUGGUUUACUCCCUGCAACAGUUUGCCUUCUCAGAGGAGUACAUUGAUGAGAUUAAAGAAACCCUGGUGGGCUCCAACCUUUACCUGUUAGUGCUGACCGCCCUCAUCACAGCUCUGCAACUCAUUUGUGAAUUCCUUGCUCUUAAAAAUGAUGUCAGCUCCUGGAGCAAAAAGAAGAGCAUGGCAGGAAUGUCCCGGAAGUCUGUUUUGUGGCGGAGCUUUGGUACUUUACUGAUUUUCCUGCAUCUACUGGAGGAGACCAGCCUGUUGAUGAUACUUCCUGUCGGGUUGGCUGCAUGUGUGGAGGUUUGGAAGGUGUUCAAAGUAUUUGGAAUCAAUGUGCAUUGGAGACGUCUUUGUGUAAACAAGCUGGAUGAAGACGAGCGAAAAACCAUGGAGUAUGACACACAGGCGUCCACAUACUUGUCCUACUUAAUCUAUCCCUUGUGCAUCAGUGGGGCUAUUUUCUCGCUGGCCUACUUGCGUCAAAAAAGUUACUUCUCCUGGAUAAUUAACAGCCUGGUAACUGGAGUGUAUGCCUUCGGCUUCCUGUCAAUGGCACCGCAACUUUUUAUUAACCACAAGCUGAGGUCUGUGAGCCACCUGCAGGGGGCAGUGUUGAUGUACAGAGGGUUGAACACCCUGAUUUCAGACCUGUGCUCCUGUGCUGCAAUGUUCUCAUCAUCUGGAUCCUUUUUGACUUCUCAUCAACUCUCUUGUUUUAGAGAUGAGCUUUUCUUCCUCCUUUACCUCUACCAAAGACGGCGUUUCAUCUCAAAAGGCAGAAGGUCAGAGUGUGGAACCCAUGGCAAGAAAGUGAAGACUCAGUGACCAGCAGGGAAUUUGAUCGGACCAAUUUAUGCACAAAUAACCAGGAUCAAUUGCACUGAUAAAUAGCAUCGUCAAAUACAUCCACAUUAUUAUAUAUUUGACUUUCUUCUGCUUCAUAUGCAUGAGGAGAGUAGUUAUUUAACAUCUAUUUUGAUUAUGUUUCAGCUUACUGGGUGUUGUACCUGCGGCUAAUACUGUUUAUGUACUUCAUAUUACCAUGGCAACUGUAAAUAGAAGGAAUUCAAGCUGCAGACUGUAUGAAAAGCAGUGUAUUUUGUUAUUAUGGACUGUAAAUAAAAAUUGUGUAUAUACUGUA
Nerophis lumbriciformis (worm pipefish) is the source of this 2078-nucleotide messenger RNA. RefSeq names its product lipid scramblase CLPTM1L-like. The record is from RefSeq and is a predicted model, not a curated record. Gene Ontology annotation, cellular component: endomembrane system; membrane. NCBI's taxonomy places the organism in Eukaryota, Metazoa, Chordata, Actinopteri, Syngnathiformes, Syngnathidae.